UAUAGUGGGAGAAGAAAAAUCUUGUGGAAAAGAUGAAUGUUGGGGAUUUAUGUACCUGCUGGCUGCUGCGGCCCUUCUUCUCAAUAUAGGCUAUGGAGCAGUAAGUAUUCUUCAUUUACAUUUGAGAUAGACAGAACUAUGUAUACAGUCAUGAGUUCUCGGAAAUGGCUUCCUAAUUUAAUUAUCCUUGUCUGUCUGGUUAAUCUUGUUGCUAUUGUCAAAUCCCAGUUCCCAACUCCAAUUUAUUUUCAUUUUAAAUGUCAAAAUAAUGGUAGUUAUACGAGUAAUAGCAAGUACCAGACAAACCUUGAUACACUCCUCUCCUCUGUCUCGCCGAAUAUCAGCGCCAAUGGAUUCUACAACGCCUCUCUCGGAGAAAAUUCCGGCAGAGUUAACACGGUUGCGCUAUGUAGGGCAGAUCUUCAGCCUUAUCAAUGUCGUGAUUAUGUAAAAAAUGCUACGGCUGAAAUCUUAAAAAAGUGCCCUUUCCAAAAACAGGCAAUUUUAUGGCACGAAUUUUGCAUGGUACGAUACUCCAAUGAGGCAAUCUUGGGACAUGUUUCGUACUCCCCAUUCGAAUGGGGUCAUAGCAUGGAAAAUGUCCCGCAUGAAGACGAGUUUUACCGGGAGGUGAACAUAUUAUUGGAUAGUGUUCGUAAUCAGACUGCUUCUAAUAGAUCAUCCAAGAAAUUUGCUGCUGCAAGUCGGGAUUACCCGGAUUAUCGAACAAUUUAUGCAUUUGAGCAGUGCACACCUGAUAUUACCCCAAAGGAUUGUGAUGAUUGCUUAAACCAGUCUGCCUUGGAGAUUCGACGGUGCUGUAACGGGGCAAGAGGAGUCAGAAUCCUUAGGCCUAGUUGCUAUCUUCGACUCGAAACGGAUCCUUUCUACAAUGAAACCAUGGUCUAUCCAGUACUCCAGUCACCAACACCGCCAGCAUUGGUACCAAAACCACAAAUACUGGCACCACCAGGAAAUGAUGAUAAUACAACUCGAACCAUCAUCAUUAUUAUUGGUUCAAUUGUUGUGGUCCUAAUACUUGGUCUUUGCAUUGGCAUAGUCCUAAGAAUGAGAAGAAAGAGUAAACCACAAGAACAACAGGAAACUGACCAUGAAAUCAGUACUGCUGAAUCCUUAUACUAUGAUUUUGGCACAAUUAGAGCUGCAACAGACAAUUUCUCUGAUGCUAACGUCCUCGGAAAAGGUGGAUUUGGCAUUGUUUUCAGGGGAAAACUUCCAAACAGGCAAGAAAUAGCAGUGAAAAGGUUGUCCAUGAAUUCGACACAAGGUGAUCUCGAAUUUAAGAAUGAGAUCUUGUUAGUGGCGAGGCUUCAACACAGAAAUCUAGUUAGGAUCUUAGGUUUCUCUUUAGAAGGAAGCGAGCGGCUUCUUAUAUAUGAAUUUCUCGAGAAUGGAAGUCUUGACCGCUUCUUAUUUGAUCCAACCAAGCGUCAAUAUUUGAAUUGGGACACACGCUACAAAAUCAUAGGGGGUGUUGCUAGGGGAGUUCUCUAUUUGCAUGAAGACUCUCGACUCCGAAUUAUUCACCGUGAUCUCAAAGCUAGCAAUGUCUUGUUAGAUGGAGAGAUGAACCCCAAAAUAUCAGAUUUUGGCAUGGCAAGGUUAUUUGACAAAGAUGAAACCCAAAGCAAUACCAGCAGGGUUGUAGGAACCUAUGGAUACAUGGCACCUGAGUACGCAAUCGCGGGAAAAUUCUCUAGUAAAUCUGAUGUCUUCAGCUUUGGCGUCCUAGUUCUGGAAAUCAUAACUGGUCAAAAAAUUAGUAAUUUCCAGUGUGGGGAGAAUGAUAUGGACCUCCUAAGCUGUGUUUGGAAAAAUUGGCAUGAAGGAACAGCUACAAAUAUAAUAGAUCCGGCACUAAGGACUUCCGCUGGAUCUUUGCCCGACAUUAUUAGAUGUGUUCAUAUUGGUUUGUUAUGUGUUCAAGAAAAUGCAUCUGACAGGCCUACAAUGGCAGCAAUAGUUCUCAUGGUCACGAGCUCCUCUAUAACUCUUUCAAUACCUUCACAACCUACAUUUUUAAUGUCUCGCAGCUUUGAUCCAAAAAAUUCACUUCUUCAAGAACACAAUUCAAGAUCGUCAGAGACUGCAAAAUCAUCAAGGAAUAGAUCGGGUAAUUCUACUCAGUCAUUCUCAAUGAGUGAUUUAGAUCCUCGUUAACUUACAAGAAUAUUCAUGUUCAUGACUUCAAGAUAUUUUCCAUAUACUUUUGCUUUUAUUGUUGAAAUGGAAUUACCUAAGCACAUUUGUAAUUUGUUCUUGUUUAAUGUCCUGUAUUUUCAGAAUAAUA
This is a messenger RNA of Olea europaea var. sylvestris, 2311 nucleotides long. Its product is annotated as cysteine-rich receptor-like protein kinase 25. The coding region runs from base 37 to 2181 and encodes 714 amino acids. The record is from RefSeq and is a predicted model, not a curated record. NCBI's taxonomy places the organism in Eukaryota, Viridiplantae, Streptophyta, Magnoliopsida, Lamiales, Oleaceae. Gene Ontology annotation, biological process: protein phosphorylation. The transcript is spliced from 7 exons. Gene Ontology annotation, molecular function: protein kinase activity; ATP binding.